CUACUCGAUCUAGUGUCCGUUGGCAUCCAUGAGUACUUUUUCAGGUGAAAGUCAAGACGACCAAAGUUCUACGAGGCAUCGUUCACCUAUCAAAAGGAGAUCAAGAAGUCGUUCUCCUCAACAAAGUCGAGUGAGAUCGAAACGCAUAGUCAUUGCAAACAUCCCAUAUGAUUUAAAUUGGCAAAAGCUGAAGGAGUUGUUUAGAGAACAAAUCGGGUUUACUGGCUUUCUACAGUUGUUUAAAAAAAAUGGAAAACCAAACGGUAUGGGUUUGAUGGAGUUUAAGACACUCGAAGGAGCACAAAAAGCUAUUGAGAUGAUGCAUCGUUUUGAAGUUGGAGACAGAAAAUUGGUUGUUCGACAAGAGACUGCUCGUGAUGCUGCUCGCUUUGCAUCAAUGGAAGUUGACGGAGGGCUUCUAAGUGAUUCUGGAAAUCCCAACGAGUCUGUAAAUAUGGCAGCAGCAGGACCUGUUUUCACUCCUCAAAUCUUAGGUCAAGUCGGUAUGGACGGGCCAAUCACUGAUUCUGUGUACGUCAGUAAUCUUGACUAUAGUGUAACGUGGCAGAAGCUUAAAGAUGUCUUCAAAUCGGCUGGGAAAAUUCUCAGCUCGGUUAUAAAAACAGACUCAGAAGGCAAUUCUCGUGGUGUUGGCAUAUUAAAAUUUUCGAAUGCGUAUGAAGCAGUCCAAGCCGUCAAUAUGUUUAACAACCAGAUAUUAAAAGACAGACCAAUGCGUGUAAAGAUUGAUCGCCAGGGUACUCCUGCUUCAAUGAACAUAGUUUAUCCCCCACAACAACGAACUGGCUCAUCUGGAAUUCUGGGUUCCACUGGUUCAAUGAUCCCCUCCAAUCCUAUCCUGACUGACCAACAACAAUCUUCAAAUAUUAUUGCUGCUCUUGUGACUUUACUUGGUUUGAAAACAAAUGCCGAUACAAAUCCUCAGAGUGGCAUAAUUGAAGUUCUUCGUAAUUUGGCGUCAAAUGCAAAUCUUUCUGGGGGUCUGAAUACUUUGGCAACUACUGGAUCAUCUAAUAACUCUUCCAACUUUACUGGUCAGUCAUUGUCAUCAAUCCCAGAUGCUUCACCAAGUUCAGGAAUCAAUCGAUCCUACUCAGGUCAACUCCCUCAAGAUGGAUUACAACAAUUAAUUUCAGCAGCUGUCGCUGGUGGAAUGUCCCAGACACAAAUAACCUCUGUAUUAUCGACUCUAGGUUUAUUCCAGAAUUCUCAUUCGGAUCAUCAGUCUGGUCAGUUGAAUGCUUCAAAUAUUAUUGGUCGAGAUGGUGGUGGGUGUGGUGACAGAAGCGUUGAUAGAUCACAUUUUGACAAUGGAUAUGUUGGUCGUUCAAAGUAUGAAAUUCCAGGUAAUUAUCGGGUAGAUUCUCGGAGUAACAGACAAGAUUCAUAUAAUAUUGGCGGUUCUCUGAUGAAAUCAGGGUCGCCUAAUCUUCCGGGCCGUGGAAGUUACUCUAGGUCAUCUGACCGAGGACGUGAUGAAAAUGGUCCACAACAUAACAAUGAUCGACGUCAGAUACCUGAAAAAGUAGUUGUGAAAAAUCUUCCAUUCUCAUUUGAUUCACAUGAUGUGAAAAGAAUAUUCAGAGAAGUUGGAGAUCUAAACACUUGUAAUCUGGUAACAGACUCUCAAGGUCACUCUCAAGGAAUCGCAUUUAUCACAUAUGCAGAUAUUGAUGGUAUUUAUCGUGCAAUAGAUGCUUUUGACGGUAAAAUAUUUGAAGGGCGACGUCUUCGAGUGCAUGCUGAAUAAUAAUAUUAGGUGAGUCACUGACUAUUAAUUUUGGAACCUUAAUUAUUUGAGUGAUGUCAUUUUAUUCUUAUGAGUAGUUUAAUUCUGUGGGUGAAUUAUUUUUUCUUGAGCGCUAACAGUAGUGUUGGACUCGUGGUGGCUUAGUGGUUGAGAGGUUCGACUUGCAGCCACUAAAUUCCGUAUUCGAACAUCGCUCUACCUACUUGAGGUUGAGCAACUAGUGAUUAUCACUAUGUCCUAAGUACCUCGUGAAUGAGUUGAAUUUAUUAUUUUUACGUAGUGAUUCGAUCUUUUAACUCCACUUCACCUACCAUAUAUAUUUUUAUUUUAGUUCAUACCAUUUAUAUGACCAGUGCUAUUGCUUAAACAUUUUUUCUUGAAUAUAAAAUGUUGUAGGCGUUAUUUACGCCUAAGUUUUUCAUUAUGAACAUUCGUGUAAGAUUUUAAACCUUCUAUAGAAAUAUAUGAGUCUAUAUACUUAGUUAACAAGCUAAAACCAUAUCUAAAACAAGAAAUUCGACAGACUAGUUAGAACGGUAUACAGUUGUUCACGGAAACCAUUCUCAAAAGAAAAAAAUUCAAAAAGAAUUACCUUGGUUGAAAAGUGUUUGCGAAAUGAGUUUGUCGCCAAGUAUAGAAAGACAAAAAAGAAAAGAACAGGAAUUCCCAUGGUCGAAAAAACUCAGCUAACUAACAAGACAUUGACCACUAAGACAGUAACCAAUCAAUUAUAAAUAUUUCACUUCUUCUUAAGCGAGAGGUCAGUUGCUGCUCGUAUUGCUCAGACUUUGAAGUCGGGAGAUGCGGAUCCGAAUCGUACAGAGAGCUCUCAAAACACUACUUGUCCGCCUUGCCGUGCUUUUUACUUUCAAGCGACCAUUUCUAUCUUACUAAUCAUACUAACCAAAAUAAUUUCUAUGAAUAUUUCACUGAAACAUAUUGUCUGUUAUCCUCUUUUCUUUAUUGUAGAUUGGAUUACGGUUUAUCUUACUUUUACAAAAAAUGUAUUCUUCGUAUUAUACGAACAGUUAUGCACCGUCGAAUGUUUUUAUCGUUUCCUCCAGUUUCUGGCACCGUUCAUUUCUUCUUUACUGUAUAUCGAUAUUAUUGUUGUUAUUAUGUUUCCACCUGUGAAUGAACAUUGUUUGUUAGGUACAUGAAAUUCUUUUCAUUGCUUACACGAUAAACAAUGAUAGUAAUAAUAAUCACAAAUGCAUAUGGGUUUAUAAAAUGUUUUAUUUUCUCUGUUUCCCACCAUUUUCGGAUUUUCUAUCUUUUUAUAUUUAUUGUUGUUGCCCGACGCAUUUUUAUUGUCCGUUUGUUAGUUUGUCGUUUUCACUUUCAUGCCGUUAAUACCGUUCAAAAAAUAAUCAUCGUCAUAACCACUGUGGUUACUAAGGAAAUAUAACAUUUUUCUAUUAUGUGUUUCUGUAUUGUUACGUUCUAAUGUAAAUUGGUGGUUGCUAUGAAAAUAUGCAGU
Messenger RNA from Schistosoma curassoni, 3251 nucleotides. The record is from the annotation of a GenBank genome assembly. Lineage: Eukaryota; Metazoa; Platyhelminthes; Trematoda; Strigeidida; Schistosomatidae.